Molecule: messenger RNA, 1286 nt
Organism: Colletotrichum scovillei
Lineage: Eukaryota; Fungi; Ascomycota; Sordariomycetes; Glomerellales; Glomerellaceae
Exons: 4
Coding region: 6-1286 (426 amino acids)
Source: RefSeq, a predicted model, not a curated record
CCUUGAUGGCCGAAAUUUUUGAACGCAACUACCUUGACAUCAACACCCUAACCAGGCGGCAAAUUACCAACCGGAAAGGGUCGCUCUCAGAUCAUCUCUACACGAUGUCAACCACAGAGGGUCUUCCGGAUCCCAACUACCUCGGAGAUUUCGAACAGAAGCUACUUCUCAUUCGGAAGAUCUACGGAUCAUUGGACGAAAUCACGAUGCCUGAACUUAAGACAGCUCGGUUUUGGAGCGGUCUUUGGGUCCUCGACGUUCACUCUUUAGUGGACAUUGCAGAAAAGUUGGAGGAAGUCAGACCCUGCCGAGCGUUUUACACGUACCUUACCAAGCAUAUUAGUGCAGCAGCUGACUUUCCGAGAUUGAUCAGAACGUUUAUGAAAGGAUACGACCAGGGGAAGGAUUCUGGGGUGGCACAGUUUGAUGAGGAAAUCUCGGGCGAUACAGCAUCCUCUGCGACAAAAAAAUGCCGAGCUUCCUCAUCUGAGCAGUGGGCUGCACCCAAGAAGACGCUCCAGGAGCCGCCCAAGCGAACACGCAACAAAGCAAAAUCCGACGAGGCACUCGAACGGGACAACAAACGGUGUAUUGUCACAAAUAUGGAACUACCUAAAGUCUGCCAUAUUGUUCCCUUUGCUCUGUCGACCUGCAAGCGGGUGUUGUGGUCCUUGCUUCAUGGAAUGAAAGUCUGGUAUGGCGAGGAAGCAAUGAACAAAGUUCAAUUUAUCCUGUGCGAAGAAGACGAUGAUAGUAUCAUUGAUGAGCCGGCCAACAUGCUCUGCCUGAAUGCCAAACUGCACGAGUACUGGGCAGACGGCAAAUUCAUGCUCAAGCCCAAUGGAAAACCGUACGUGGUGGCUGUGGAAGACGACAGCGUUACGGCGGAGCGCCAACCUGCCAAUCAGUCAAAUUCCCGUCACUCUAUGAGAACGCGAAGCGCCGCAAGAAGAACGGUCAACAAGCUUCGAUGGUGUCAGGAAAUGACUUUCCAUUGGCUUCGAUGGACAAACAUCAAGAUGACGGAUCGUGUCAACUACGUCUGGGAUCCUCGCGACGAGUUCCAGCCCCGUGAUCAUGAGACACUUGGGGCAACGAGCCCGGACCCAUGGGAAACUGUGACCGACGGAAAGCUGAUCAAGGUCUAUGCCGAUCGCGAAGCCGACCUCCCGAGCUAUGAUCUCUUGCAACUGCAGGCUAAUCUGGUCACAGGAUUCUCGCUAACAGCAGGUGCCGAUCCGAAACUCUACGACUCUGACGGCGAGGAUUUAUAUGAGUUUUUAUGA